This is a messenger RNA of Neohortaea acidophila, 3469 nucleotides long. Its product is annotated as mediator complex subunit Med5-domain-containing protein. The transcript has a single exon. Gene Ontology annotation, biological process: regulation of transcription by RNA polymerase II. Gene Ontology annotation, molecular function: transcription coregulator activity. Gene Ontology annotation, cellular component: mediator complex. Bases 176 to 3313 code for a protein of 1045 amino acids. The record is from RefSeq and is a predicted model, not a curated record. Lineage: Eukaryota; Fungi; Ascomycota; Dothideomycetes; Mycosphaerellales; Teratosphaeriaceae.
CAUUCACCGGCUUUCCGUUGAAGAUACACUCGCCAAAUAGAACGAUACUCGGAGGAGGGUCUCAUACCUGAGACCAUACGCCCGUCCAGUCGUGCGGCGCCCGCUAUGGGCCCGAGUUUUCUAGCCGACAAGCACCCUCUACGCCUUUAACGUCCACUCAACACACCAUCCCAACAUGCCUUGGGUCAAUGAAGCGACCGCCGACAGCCCAGGGUCACGAACUUUCCACGCCGUCCUCAAAAAUGCCCUCCUUAGACGCGUUCCAGCAGACCAGUUAACGGUACCCUUGCGAACGCUUCAUUCGCAGUAUCCACUGUCACCCGAUGAAAUCGCAGGACUUCUCCUCGGCUUUCGUGCUCAUAACACCGCCACAGACGACCCUUUAUUAUUCACCUAUGCUGAUACACUGCUACAAGACCGACUCAUAACCGCCGAAAGCUUACUAUCAGCCCUCUUAAACACUUCACGCUUCGCUAAAUGGAAGGAUGGUGUCAAGUCAGACGACCCGCCGUCCACGGGCAUGCCGACGUGCGAGGAACGCAUGUUCAACAUGCUCACGCAAAAAUACUUGGCCGGCGUCUUGCCCAUCGAGCCGCGCAAUUUCCAUCCCCUCCUCUGGGCUUUCACCCGCUGGCUGCAUGCCGUGAAAGAAUAUGAAUUGGCCAGACAGCUACGAGACGCAGCGCUUCAACCUGCAGACGUCUACACGUUCAACUUGUACGAGGCGUUGGCUUCGCUGGCCAUCACUGUCCUCAGUCAUCCAGCUCUACGCAAAGUCGACAAGCUACCAUGGUGGAAGAAGAGAAGGCCGACGCUCGUCAAGGACGCGCGCGAAUUCGACAUGCAAGUCCUGCAAUGGAUUCAAUCAUCGUUGGCCGGCCGACUGCAAGCUCUGGUAACUCUUCCGCCUUUCCUCGAAACCGACGAUAAAGGCAUGCCCGUCUUUUCGGACUCGCAAAUUCUGGGUUCCAUCCAGGAUUUACAGACGGUGAAUUCGCGAGCAGGACUCUACAUCUGGCUAAGCGCUUGUCUCUUUUCGCGCCCAUUUACCGACGAUGCGAACAUGCUGGGAUAUCUGCAGACUCGCUUUUCAGGCGACAUUCACACUCUCAUCGGGCAGUUGCUCCUGGCGAGCUUCGAUCUUCUCACGAAUCAUCUGCGCCAAAAGGAGACCGAGUCGAGCAUACGUGUGGUACGGUCUUUCAUCUGCAACAAGCUCCCGGCUCUGCUAGCAAUCAUUGCAGGAAGCAUGACGCAUGGUGUCCCCGUUGAAGCCGCUGUCCGAGACGCCUUCCCUUCCAUCACGAUAGACGUCCUUCCUCCAAUCACUGCCGGUGCCACGGAAAUCAGAGAGAAGCUCAAAACCACAAGGCUUGAAUUCCUACAAGCCUGCAUGCUGCAUGGCAUCAUGUCGGAAGGUGCUGUGCUUGCAAUCAUCCGUGAGCCUCUUCCGCCUUCGAAAGCCACAAGAUACAGCAAAAGCGGGCUGCUGGCCAAGUUUUCCAACAACACAGGAGCAGUAGAUGGUCUGAUCAACGAGCUGCAAGGCAUGCAAGGAAAUGCAGAUGCAAUUGCCGGGUUCGUGAUCGAUACCAUCGGCAACCUCUGCAUCAACAGAGACACCAUUUCCCUCAAGAUGCUGUGCAACAUUUUGACUCGCAGAAUUGCGGCGGUCGACAUUAUCCUCCAAUACACCUCUCCCAUCCAGCUCCUCUCCCCGCUAUGCAAUCAACUAGACACGUGGAACCAUGACCAGGACCAGAUGGAGUUUACGCCCUCCUACGAGGAAUUUUCCUCAAUUCUUCUCUUCGUUCUGGCGGUGGUGCAUCGAUAUGAUCUUACCACCGCAGAUCUCGGCCUCACAAACGAGGAUGCGUUUGUCUCGAAACUGCUCGGUGACAAUGCCACGAGCUUCUCGCCCAACGACCUCUCCGACGAGCAGAGCGCACAGCUUGGCAAAUGGAUCGAAGGACUCUACACCACCGACGAACAUGGGGAAACUGGGGGGAUAGGUGACGAGGUGAUGCGACCUUGUCCGCCGCAAGCCUUCUUCCCUCUCGUCCCGACACUCUUCGAACAAAGUGUCAUCGCACGAAGAUCGGGUGUGCUGUCAGUAAAGGCCUUUAAGGGAGGGUUAGAGCUGCUUGUCGAGCCAUUCUUGCUUCCGUCGCUCGUACCUGGGUUAAGGUGGUUGGUCAAGCAUUCGUGGGAAGAUCAUGAGGAUGCAGAUGUGCUUUUGCAAUUACUGGAGAAGCUGAUCAAGCCGUCGAGUUCGUCGCCAGAGACGAAGGCGAUGCACCAUGCGAUUCUCGGCAUCGUCGCUGAUCCGUUGUACUCUGCAUUACAAACCCUACAGCAAAGAAAGCCGGAAAAGAAGGAGACCGAUAGCCUCCUGGAGACACUACGACCAUUCCUGAACCAAUCGCGCAUCUUGAAAGCCAACCGAGAUGAAUUGGACGUGUGGACAGAACCUCCGCAUGGGGGCAUUGCGAGAUGCUUACAGAAUACCAUCCGAGAGCUUGUCACCUGGGUCACAACUACAGGACCGAACCCUCCACCGAAAUACACCCACAAGCUCUUUGUCACGGCGUGCGAGAUGGUGGGGCCUGGCGCGACCUUAGACGCCAUCGUUGCCGAACUCACGCAUCAGACCAAGGAGAACAACGGAGCCUUUGCAAUGGACAUUUGCGCAGCGAUGAUAUGUGCUCCAACGCGAGAAUCGCUAGCAAUGCUCACUCAGCUCCCCACACCUUCCACGCAAGCGAUGAUGGGCUCUUCGCCAGUGCGAGAAGCAUUGCGUCUGAGAUGCAGUCGACCACAACAACUCCUGCAAGAGCAGGCUGCAAGCGCCGAAAGUCUUGUGCGCUUGUUUAGAAAAGUCGAAGCACAACUCACCAUCACGCACAUGCCGCAGAUUGGCCUGCCCCUGCCAUUGCACAAAGAAGCUGCCGAUCAGAUCAUGGCGGAUCUCGGCCUGACAGACGCAAACAUGACUGCGCAAGACGCAUCCAUCACAGUAGCGGGCGGAGACGCCUUUGACAACGCAGACUUGGCAACGGUGCUCGAACAGCCUCUGAGCGACGAAGCGGUGCAGAGUCUGGCGAACAUGUCCGCGGACGUCGGCGCGCUUCCAUCGACGCAAACACAAGACAUUUUCGGCGACUUGGGAAUGGACAAUUUGGACUCGCUGGCGGCGGAGAUGGCGACUGCCGAUGGCGGUGGCGCGGGUGGCAGCAACCAGGGCGAGCAGAAUGCAGAGGACGACAUUUUUGCAGAGCUAGACAUGAACAACCUCGACUUUGGCUUCUCGUAGGACGGGGAUGCCUAUGGCUCGGAGGGCUAACUGCGAUGCCUCGGGCCUGCGCUAGAGAGCGGUAUCCGAGGCAAUAGAGAUUUGACGAUGUCGGAGCUUUUCCGUCCUGCGCUUUUUCCGAAAGCUCGGGCACUCAGCACCAAUGCCUCGCGGGGU